Molecule: messenger RNA, 324 nt
Organism: Colletotrichum graminicola M1.001
Lineage: Eukaryota; Fungi; Ascomycota; Sordariomycetes; Glomerellales; Glomerellaceae
Exons: 2
Coding region: 1-324 (107 amino acids)
Source: RefSeq, a predicted model, not a curated record
AUGGCCGCGCGCAACGGCACCGCCGUUCUAUGCAGGGCUCUCCGCACCCAGUACACAAUGCACACCCCACAUGCAGCUUCGCGCUUCUACUCGGGGUCACCAGAUGCUGAGAAGAGGCCGUCGAUAGUGGCAAACUUUUACAAGACCUUUACCCGGCCCGUACUCAAGGUCCUUCUGAUGGCGACCCUGACGUAUCAGAUCGCUUACUGGAGCUGGACGAAGCUCGAGCAGGACGAGAUCCGCGAGGAGAAGGGGCGAGAAAUCGAGGGCCUCGAGGCCAAGAUCGCGGAGCUGCAGGCCGGCACCAAGGGGACGCAGGCGUAG